Lycium barbarum (goji berry) is the source of this 805-nucleotide messenger RNA. RefSeq lists its product as uncharacterized. The transcript has a single exon. The record is from RefSeq and is a predicted model, not a curated record. Lineage: Eukaryota; Viridiplantae; Streptophyta; Magnoliopsida; Solanales; Solanaceae. The coding region runs from base 83 to 595 and encodes 170 amino acids.
GAUCCAUCUCAUUCCACAACAUUUCUUUCAUUACAAAUAUUGUAAGCCAAAAAUCCAAGUUUAAUUUUCCAGUGCAAAAAAAAUGUCUCUAGUGACAGAUGAGAUCAGGGCCAGUGCAACUGAAUUCUACACUGGAAAUGAUAUCUGCCAAGAGAAAUCCAAGUUCUUGUUAACUGAAAUGGGCCUCCCUAAUGGCCUACUCCCUUUGCAAGACAUGCUAGAAUGUGGCUAUGUCAAGGACACAGGCUUUGUUUGGCUCAAAUCCAAGAAAAAAACUGAGCACAAGUUUGAGAAAAUUGGGAGAUUCGUCCAAUAUGCAACUGAAGUCACAGCCUAUGUUGAGCUCCACAAGAUCAAGAAACUUACUGGGGUCAAAGCCAAAGAGCUACUAAUUUGGCUCACACUUACUGAAAUUUGUGUUGAUGAUCGACCAACUGGGAAAAUCCAUUUCAAGACUCCAACUGGACUUUCUAGGACUUUCCCUGUAUCAGCUUUUGAACUCGAUGAGCCCAAAAAAGAAGUCCAAGAAGAGGUCAAAGAAGAAGUCAAAGAAAAGAGUGCUGCUGUUGCUGCAGGGGAAGUGAAAGAGGUGUAAGAAUAAUGCUUGGCCUAAUAUAAUUAUUCUAAUCUUUGCUUAUUAUUGAGGAAAAAAAAGUUUUAUUUUGAUCAAAAAAGUUGUUGUACUACUUAAGUUGAGGAUGAUGAUCAUCUAUCCAUCUUGAUGUACUCAUCAAGUGGCUAAUUAUAUCAUCUCUUCCUUGAAUUUAGUGACAUUAUUAAUAAACUUAAUUAAAUCAAGCGUUUA